Enterospora canceri is the source of this 3045-nucleotide messenger RNA. NCBI's taxonomy places the organism in Eukaryota, Fungi, Microsporidia, Enterocytozoonidae. The record is from the annotation of a GenBank genome assembly.
AUGUUAAGACUAUCAUCCAUAAAGAUCCAUAAUUUCAAGAGUUAUCUAGGAACACACGAGGUUACAGGUUUAUCGGACACAAUUACAGCAAUUGUAGGUCCAAAUGGAUGUGGUAAGUCAAACAUAAUAGAUGCAAUCAUAUUUGUGCUAGGAUACAAUGCUAAGAAAAUGAGGCAUAAUACUCUGAGAGACCUAAUUUAUAAAGGAAUGGAUAGUGCAUGGGUUGAAUUGAUAUUGAACAGAAAUGACACAAUGAUCACGUUGUGCAGGAAGAUAGGCAAGAAUGGAAGUAGUAAAUACCAUGUAGAUGGAAUUAUAAAGGAUGAUGUUGAGGUAUCAGGAGAGGUACAGAGCAAGCAAUACAAUGAAAUACUGAAGGAAUUGGGAAUAAACACGACGUACAGCAAGUUUCUGAUAUUACAAGGAGAGAUAGAAUCGAUAGCACUGAUGAAUCAGAUGGAGUUACUAAACUACAUUGAGGACUCAAUAGGAACAGGUUGUUACAGGGAUGAAAUAGAAGAACAAGAGAAGGAAGUGCAGAGGUUGAAUGAGAUGGUACAGAAUAAGAUGGAGGAGAAUGCGUUUAUCACAAACGAAUACGAAUUCAUCAAAAAGCAGGUGAUAUCAAAUUGCAUUCAGGUGAAGGAUGAGGAGAAAUCAGUAGAAAAAGAGAAGAAAGAAAUGGAGAAGAAAAAGAAGAAGAUUGGUGACAGAAUCAAUAAAAACAACAGUGCAAUUUCAGGAAUUGAGACUGAAUUGGAUAAAUUGACCAGAGAUAUUGAAGAUAGAAAGAAAGAGAUGAAGAAGGCAAUAAAAGAGAAGAAGUUGGUAGAAGUAGAACAAGAAUAUAGAUCAGUAAAAGAUGAAUUGAAAAGGGAGGAGAGUAGAAACAGGAAUAAGAAUGAUAAAAUGAGAGAAAUUCAGGCAAAAAUAGACGAAAUAGACGAAAUAGAAAGAAAUAAAGAGACUUUGAGAACUAUAACAAGAGAAAGAGAUGAAAACAAGACAAAGUUGAAUAUGCAGAAGAAAACACCAAUUGAAACAAGAUAUUUGGAAGAGAAACUGGAACAAUUAACAAGAGGAAUUGAGGAAGAAAAUAGGAUAGAAACCAAGAAAGAAAUAUACAGACAGAGGAUACAAGAGAAUACAGAAUACAUUGACAAAGCAAGAAAAGUCGAAAGAAACAAGAAUGAACUGAAAAUUGAAAUUGAUCAGAUUAAAAGAGACCUGAAAGCAACAGCGAAUGAACUACAAAAAAGAAGGCGAUAUAAUAAUGAAAAUAGCAAAGUUGACUAUUUGUAUAGGAAGCAGAGAGAUGUUAUACAUGCAAUAAAACACCUUGAUGGAUUUGUAGGGCAAUUCAGGGAGUUAUUAGAAGUAGAAGAAGGCUAUGAAACAGCCGUAGAAGCAGCAUCAAACCAGUUGAAUUCAAUUGUGGUAAAAACAACCAGUACAGCAGAAGAAGCAAUUAGAAUAAUACUGUCAUCCAAUAUGAUUAGAACAACAUUCCUGGUAUUAGAUAAGUUCAAUAAUACGAAUAUUGAUCAACUGAAUAAGUUAUCAAUAGUUCAUAAAAUCAAGACAAACAAAAUGUAUAGAAAUAUAUUGCAUAAAACACUAGGAAACACGUUGGUAGCUGAUGAUUUAGAACAAGGCAGAAGACUUGCAUUUGGUAGCAAAAGAGAGCGAGUUGUAACAAAAGACGGGAAAGUGUUGGAGAAAAGUGGAAUAAUGAGUGGUGGUGGAACAACCACAAGAAGAAAGCCAGUUCAGGAAUUGAUCGAUGCUGAGAAAAAGAUGAGAACAGUCCUGAAUGAGAAAGAGCAAGAAGUGCACAUUCUGACUGAAAUAGAGAACAAGAAAGUAGAAAUAGAACGAUUCAAGAUAGAAAUGACCAAAUUAACCAACAAACCAAUCAACCAGGAAAUUCAGGGCAGAUUAAAUGAAAUCAGGAAAAUACGUGAAGAAAUAGAGUCAAUCAGAAUGAAGAAUGAAGAAUGCAAUCAACUGUUAAGAGAAAUUACAAUAGCAGAAAGGAGAAAUGUAAUAAUUGAAAGAGAAAUCAGCAAAAUAGAAAAGGAAUCAGCCACUUUACCUGAUUUACAGAAUAUGAUAUCAAAACACCAGUGUGAGAUAUCAACAGAAAUCAAACUGCAAAACAAGUUGACUAAAAUCACAGAGUGCUACAACAACCUACAGAAUGAAUAUCAAUCCAAAAUAGAUCACAACAAACUGAUCAAUAGUGAAGUAGAAGAAAUGAUGAGAACUGUAAUUGAAAAUCAGGUCAAAAAGAGUGAAUUGGUAAAGGAAAUCAAACAACACGAGACUGAAUCCGCCAAAAUCAGCCUGAAUAUCGAUCAGUUGAAUUCCGAAUUAUCCAAAUUGAAUUCGAUCAUCAAUGAACUGGAACAGCUUGAAAAAUCCCCUGAUUCCGAGAACAGCCGUCCUGAUGGAAUCCACAUCUCUUUGAAUCAAAUCCAAAACAACAUCACCAAAUUCAAACUGAUCAAGGCGGAAUUCACCAAAUUCACCAAUGCCCUUGAAUCAGACCGUCACAAACUGAAUCACCUGAAAUCCACUCUCCAAUCCACCCGUGACACGCGUCUCACCAAAUUCACAGCUGCUUUCGGUGCAAUCAACCGCAGCAUCAACGGCAUCUUCAGCCGCCUCACUUUCGGAGGCUGUGCUGAAUUGGACCUUGUGAACUUCCUUGAUCCAUUUUCAGAUGGAAUUCAACUGCAAAUUAUGCCACGAAAGAAGGCGUGGAAGAGCAUCUCAAACCUGUCUGGUGGCGAGAAGACCCUCAGCUCCCUGAGUCUCGUCUUUGCCUUGCACCAGCACAGCCCAUCUCCCUUCUACAUCAUGGAUGAAAUUGAUGCUGCCUUAGACUACAAGAAUGUCUCACUGAUCAGCAGCUACCUUCAGGAAAUCAGUGCCCAAUUCAUCGUAAUCAGCCUCAGAAAUGACAUGUUUGAGGGAGCAGAGACACUUGUUGGUGUCUACAAGACCAAUGAGCAGAGCAAGCUGGUCAAAAUGGAUAUUUGA